Molecule: messenger RNA, 981 nt
Organism: Psilocybe cubensis
Lineage: Eukaryota; Fungi; Basidiomycota; Agaricomycetes; Agaricales; Agrocybaceae
Exons: 4
Coding region: 1-981 (326 amino acids)
Molecular function (GO): hydrolase activity, acting on ester bonds
Source: RefSeq, a predicted model, not a curated record
AUGGUACGGGCUAGUAGUGUUGUCAGGCUUUAUCUUGCUUGUGUAGCUGCCGCAGGGUCAGCUCUCGCUGUUGGACUUCGUGCAGGACAAAUUAAAAAUCUCGUCACUUUCGGGGACAGCUACACCGACACAGUGAUUGUAUCUAACGGGGGGACGCAAUGGCCAGUCUACGCAGCGGGCUUCGCACAUGUGGACCUCUUCCCAUUUGCCAGAUCAGGCGCGACCUGCUCAAACAACCUCACCUUCAGACCUUUCCCUUCCCUCUUCGAAAGCCAACUGCCUACAUACUUUAACGCUACGGGCACCGCCCCAAAUACCAAACCGCCAAAGAAAGGAAUUGUCAAUCCCGACCAGACACUUUAUACAUUGUGGCUUGGUACCAACGACGUUGGAUCUAAUGCACUCCUUACAGGAAGUGACCAAGCUAGCUUAGUGGAUGUCACGGAGUGCAUGAUAAACUGGGUCAAAGUACUGUUCUCCAGUGGCGCCCGUAACUUCCUCUUCCAAAACAUGAUCCCCCUGGAGACAGUCCCGCUCUACUCACCAAAUUCGUAUCCUGCUCGAUACUGGACUGCACAACGAAACACAACCGAAUGGAGCGUGUUCAUGAAGGAACUUGUCUUGUCAGGAAACGCUUUGACAAAGCUUAUGCUACAAGCUUUGGCGCCCACACUCCCUGGUGCUCACAUAGGUAUAUUCGACUCCCAUAGCCUCUUUGCCGACAUGUUCGCGCACCCUGCUUUGUAUUUGAACGGUACUGCCCCACUCAAUGUGACUGGUGCCGUGCAAGCCUGUGUCUUUGAGCUCAAUGAAUCUACGAGCGACACGGGGGACUGCACCAUCGCAAAAGGAACAGAUAGGGAUAGCUUCUUGUGGUUUGAUGAGCUCCAUCCAAGUGAGCAAGCAGAUCGGAUUGUGGCCAGGGAAAUUGCACAAGUUAUUGAGGGAAAGAAGAACAAAUGGACCACUUGGCUCAGUUGA